AUGAACAUAGCUCGAUACAGAAAGGCAGUGUACAGUGCACUGUGGGUACAGGCAGCAUUGGUCGUUUGUUAUUUGCCACUUAUCAUAGCGAUAGCUUUCAUACAUCAAAGAGGAAUGCAUUUAUCCUCUUACCUUGCUUGGCAAUUAACAAUUACUUUAGUAUAUUUAAACUCAUCACUGAACCCCUUUAUUUAUUGCUGGAAGAUCAGAGAAGUGAAAUUAGCCGUGAAAACAACAUUAAGGCCACUCGUCCAUCGAUGGAGCGGUUAGUUUACUAUGGUCUACUCUGCUUUUUAGCUAUAAAUUCAUUCCAAACCAAAACUUGCUUUACGAAAAAAUCCUCCCCGAAAAGAAACGAACGGUUACAUUGCGAUACACAAAGCCCACAUACUCCAGUAAAAUGGGGAAAGCCGCGAGCAGAAUUUAUUUCACUGGAGAAUUUCAGUUUUCCAUUCAGGCUAGCGGUAUAUCACGUGACUCGGUUACUGGCUUAAUUUACACUGAUUAAAUGUGUUACAGAAAACACCCGCGUAUAAGAACCUAGUGGUUUAAAAACCUGCUGGCAGAAAUUGUCCACUUUAAUUUACUCAAACAUAAAAGAACCUGUUUCGCCAAGCAAGAUCAAACAGGUUCUUAUAUGUGGGUUAAAGUUCAGUCAUUGCUUUCGAGGUACGACAACGCAACCCCUAAUUUCUGUUGGGUGUCCUGUGCAAUUAAUAAGCGAGGUUUUUUCGAGAUUGCAUUUGUGUCGACACACAUUUGCCUCGCUUUGAGGCGCUUGCUUACGUUUUGCCUCUCUUUGACACGCUAACUCACGUGGUGAUUCGUGUGUCCUCGGCGUUCAUCUUUCAAACGUUUGCUGAGGUCUGCUUUUCUGUCUUCGUAAAGCGUUCAUCUUUUAAAAGAGUGCUGAAUCUUGGUAAAGCUUACAUAUUUAAGAGUUUGCUGAAGGUCUACUAUCGAUCUGUGUUUAAUGAAUGUUCAAAAGCGUUCAUCUUUCAAAAGUUUGCUGAAAGUUAACACCCAGGGUGAAAUUUUCCUUUGAUUAAGCCUUCAUAUUUUUCUUUGGAAAAUGCGUGCGACUCCUGAUCGGGUUGUUUAGCUCGGCGUUCGUUGUGCCACGAAGUAAAUUUACCGGCGAGUUGUGAAGCUCGGCGUCCGUCGUGCCACAAAGUAAAUCUACUGAGUUGGGUAGCUAGGCGCCCGUAGUGCCACAGAGUAAAUCUACCGAGUUGUGGAGCUCAACGGCCGUUAUUCCAGAAAGUAAAUCUACCGAGUUGUGUAGCUCGGCGGCCGUUAUUCCACAAAGUAUUACCGAGAUGUGAAGCUCAGCGGCGCCUUUUCACCACUGGACUCAAUUCUAUUAUAUAUAUAUUUACAUUUUAUUACCUUGUUUUUGCAUUAUAUUUCGUCGUUUUUGCUCUUUUAGCUGUGUCUAAUAAAACUGCAUCGCUCUCAGCCAAUCCUCAGAUUUAAGAAUUUUUUUCAUGUUUAUUAUUAUGAUGAAAAACGGGUUACAUUCAAAUAAUUCCCUAAGUUCUGAAACAGUUUCAGUUUCAGUUUUUUUAUUUUAAUUUUUUUUUCUGCCAGAAAAGAACUUCUUGAUACAUAUGUAUACAGACAUUCAAUAUAUUACAAAAAUGUUAUUUAAAGAUUAAAGAGACAUAAAUUGAAAGGAAAAGAAUUAAACAAAAUUUUUCUGGCGAGGAAGCUCAAAUGGAAACCUUGGGGCUUAUUAUAUGAGUUCCCUCCCUAAACUAAGACUAAACAGAAUGAAUAAAUAAACGGCAAAGUUAUACUGAAAUAUAAUUAGGAUAAAAAGCAAGCAAAACAAAACGGACAAAACAGACAAAUAGCAGCAAAAAACAACUAUUAUUUACAAAUGGUUAAUCAACUAAGAAGAAAUGUUUUUAAUUUGGAUUUAAAAAGAGAGAUAGUAGCAGCAAAAAACGAACGUAAAGCAUUUUUUUCUCUUUAAUUCUCAUCUCGUAAGUAUGGUACAAACUGACCCAGACAUAAAGUAACCCAUUUUUUGAACAUGUAUAUACUUCUUGGUUGCGAUCAGACGAUUAAUAGUACAUUAAUAAUUUACUGACUCUAUAUGAUCGCGUCAGUUAAACCUCUGGCAAUUGAUUAAACUUGGCCUUUUUUAAACAAUUUGAAUCUUUGUUCUACAGAUGUAUCGAUCAAGAAUCGGUAAAUAAACUUUAUAUCACUGAUUUCUUAUUUUUAUAAGAUAAUGGAUACAUUUGUACAUAUUGUAUAUAGUUCUCCCGAAUUUCUUAUUUGCUUAUAAUGUACAUAGUUUUUCUUAAUUUCUUAAUUCUUAUAUUCUGGUUUUUUUUUUUUUUUUUUCAUUUUGAAUUAAUUAAUUUAUUUAUGUAUUUAUUCUUUUUUAACUUAUUUUAGUGUCCCCACUUAGUGGUUAUACACCGCUAUUACAGUUUUGACAUUUUAACAAAGGCCUCAUCAUCAUCAUCAUCAUGACAGUUUAGCUCGUUUUCUAAAACCCCCAGACAAUUGGGCUAUUUGUUUUGCCAACUGCAGGGCAGCAGCAAGAUUGCCAAUAACUCCAUCGUUUAAUAAAAUGAAAAUACAGCCCACGGCAUAUCUAAUUGGUUUUCGACAUGAUGAAGCUAUCACAUAAGGAAAACAGAUAUAUUUAAAAAAGGUGAGCUAUGAACGUAGUUGCUUCGGAAAAAAGUGACAAACUAGAAACAUUUAAAAGCCCCCAACACAGAAGUGAGACAAGCUGUAAAAGAAACAUUACAACAAAUACACUUCUGUAUCAACUGUGACUUAGACUAGGACUUAAUUAUGGCAUUAAGACUAGCAGUUGUAAACCGCCGACCGAACUUGACAGGAAACUAUAAAAUAUAGUAGCCUAAAUAGCAGCUGUUUAUCAAACAAGAACCACUAUGCUAUAAUUAAGACAAACGUCAUAAGUUCUGGUUGGUAAAAACUAAUCAGGGCGCAAAGAAAGUACUUUUCCAAAAUAUUGCUUUUUCAAAAUUCAACAAUGUUUAUUGUGAGAUCAGUUUAACUUCUGGCAAUUGACGAAAAUCGAUAAUCGAUACAUUUGUACAUAUUGUGUAUAGUUCUCCCGAAUUUCUUAUAUGCUUAUACUGUACAUAGUUUUUCUUAAUUUCUUAAUUCUUAUAUUCUGUUUUUUUAUUUUUAUUUUUAAUUAAUUAAUUAAUUGAUUGAUUUAUUCGUUUUAACUUAUUUUAUUGUCCCCACUUAGUGGUUAUACAUCGCUAUUACAGUUUUGACACUUUAAUAAAGGUAUCAUCAUCAUCAUCAUCAUGACAGUUUAGCUCGUUUUCUAAUACCCCGAGACAAUUGGGCUAUUUGUUUUGCCCACUGCAGGGCAGCAACAAGAUUGCCAAUAACUCCAUCGUUUAUUAAGCUAUCACAUAAGGAAAACAGAUAUAUUAAAAAAAGGUUCGCUUGAACGUAGUUGCUUCGGAGAAAAGUCAUGGUAAUGACAAACUACCAAACAAUUAGAGAACUGUAUUGCUCUGCAAAAUUCACUGGAGAGUCGAGGGGAGGUACAUGACGAGCUAAUUUUUCUCUAAGACAAAAGAGGAUAGCUAAAUAUGAUGGUGAAUGAUGGUGCAAGUUCCAUGUUAAUACUUUGGGUUCACUAUACUCAAUCGAAAUGAACGUCACCAUGGCGUUUUUAAUUUUAAAUAUUUUACCUUUCAUACAACACAUCCGAAUUGGACGCGCAGGAAGACGAUGUGAACGGGGGAAAUAAAUUUAAAAAGCAAUUUAAAUGAAGAUAUAAUCUUGACGUAGUGAAAUAGCAAUUUAAGCAAUUGCAAAUAAACCGCCCAAAAUGUUAAAGUUAUAGCCCACAAAGUUUGACAUGUUUGGGGAUAUACUCGGUUAAGACUUCCUCUUCUAAAGAAAAUGUGGCCAAUUUAGUGCUGGUAUCCAUGUGAACGUCAGUUAGAGUUGAAGAAAAACGGCACAAGCAAUUUGAAGCUACAAAAUACAGAAACUCUUUAAUAUAAGCCCCACCAGUAACAGGCUCGUCAGUAUAAGCUCCCCUCUAACUUGCAUUAAAAUGAAAAUGAUUUAUUAUGAUAUUUUCAAGCUUUUACCAGUAACUGCAAAACACAUUUAAAUCAGCACUGCGUUAGCUUGUUUCGAAGAGCUUUUUCCAAUUCCGUUAUAAUCCCCCUCGGAUAUAAGCCCCUCCGUUUAAUUUAUCAAGACCCCUUCUAAAAACCCUUAAAAACAUGUAUAAUCCCAGGGCUUUUAAGCGGCAGUUUACGGCACCGCAUAUCAUAUGUUCGGCUCACAAACUUAACACCUUCGUUAGCAAAAUUUUCUCGUUCUUGCUCUCACUAUGUUUACUAAAACUGCUGAUUGCUGUCAGCUAGUCGUCGAAUCAAUUUUUUUUUGCAUGAUUUUUAUGUGAUAAAAACAGGUUACAUUCUAAUUUCCUAAGCUCGAACGAACGUUUUAUUUUCUUUAAUUCAAACCUCAUAGAUGGCCCAGACUUUCGAGCCCAUUAGAUGAAAACUUUUACAUUGUUGCUGAGACCUCACUGCCUGCGAUGACAUUAUGAGCUUGUCAGUUUAACUUCUAGCAAUUGACGAAAACCGUUUUUUAUUCAAUUUGAAUAUAUCAUACAGAAAUAUCGAUCAAGACUUGGUAAUAGACUUUUUAUUACAAACAGUUUAACUCGCUUUCUAAGAGCCAGGCAAUUGUGCUAUUUGCUCGCUAAUCGCACCGCAACACAGAGGCAACACCAAGAUCGUCGAAUUCCAUCGUUUAAUGAACUGAAAAUGCGGAGCAAAUAUUUAAUUGUAUGCUGAGAAGGUGUAUGUAGCAGUCAUAUAAGGAGGACAGAUAUAUUAAAAAAGAGUUCAGUUGACUGUAGCCGCAUCGCAGAAAAGUCAUGGAAAUGAAAAAUUUUACUGGAGGUGAAAACCAGCAAACAAUUGCAGAACUUUACUGCUCUGUGGAAUUUACUGGAGAGGUACAUGGCGAGCUCGUUUUUCUCUCUGUCAUUAACACUUUUUUGUCAAUUACAGCAUUUUUGGGGAAUACUCUGAUCCUAGUUGCCCUUCGCAAGGACACAUCAAUUCAUCCGUCAUCCAGACUCCUGUAUCGUAACCUAGCGAUAACCGAUCUUUGCGUUGGUAUCAUUGUCGAGCCUCUAACCGUUGCAUAUUCGAUAUCUGUGGUGAACAGAAGAUGGGAUAUUUGCUAUUACACAUAUUUGACAGAACAUUUCUCAAGUGUUACUUUGUGUUCAGUGUCGUUGAUAACACUGACUGCAAUAAGUGUGGACAGACUUCUCGCUUUGCUACUGGGUCUCAGAUACAGACAAGUUGUGACUUUGAAGAGAACACGUUUAAUUGCUAUUGGUGGUUGGAUUGUGUCUAUUGGCAGUGCAUCUACCUCUUUUCUGAAUCGUCUUAUAGAAUCAUUGUUCAUAUAUAUAGGUGCAGCUUUUUGUUUACUCACUACAAUCUGUGCCUACACAAAAAUUUUCAUGUCUCUGCGUCAUAACCAAAUUCAUGGUCAGAACCAUGUUGUUCAAGGACAAUCGAGCCAAGUAAAUACACUGAAUAUAGCUCGAUACAGAAAGGCAGUGUACAGUGCACUGUGGAUGCAGGUAACAUUGGUUAUUUGUUAUCUACCGUACGUUUUAGCUGUAGCUUUAACACCUCAAAGGGGAAGAAUGCCUUUAUCUACUUACCUGGCAAGGCAAUUUACAGCUACUUUAGUGUUUUUAAACUCGUCGUUAAACCCCUUGCUGUACUGCUGGAAGAACAGAGAAGUGAGACAGGCUGUAAAAGAAACAUUACAACUACACUGCUGUAUCAACUAA
This is a messenger RNA of Porites evermanni, 5851 nucleotides long. The record is from the annotation of a GenBank genome assembly. Lineage: Eukaryota; Metazoa; Cnidaria; Anthozoa; Scleractinia; Poritidae.